GGUGUGAAGGUUGGUGACCAGUUUAAAUGUCCUCUCCGUCUCUCUCUCGCUCUCCCUGAGGAACAAGAAGAUUCAACAAAGCUCAAAGAUUGUGUGUUGGGGUGCUAUAAAAACCCAAAAAAGGAACAAACAGAAAAAAUAAACGUAGGGGUGAUAGAGAAAGUGAAGAAUGGAUAGUUUGUGUUUGAAGACGUCAGGGAUUCAUGGGGCUCUGGGCUCGUCGAUCUCCGUGACUGGGGGUCUGGAGGCCCGAACGACGCCGUCCCAGGUGAGCGCGGUGGGGCGGUCCGCGGGGGAGAAGAAGACGGCGCCAUUUUCGAGGUUGAGAUCUCUUUGGCUUAACAAUAAAGGUGGAGGUGGUGGUGGGAGCGGAAGGUACAAUGGGUUGGCCGUGGACGACGCCGUUUUGGCGGGGAAUGACGGGAUGGUGGGUGUGGAGGAGGAGAGGGAGCGAAGCGAGAACUGGGUGUUGAAGAUUUUGCAGGUGAGGUCGCUGUGGAGGGAGAGAGGCGCUGGUAUUGUGGAGGAAGGGAAGGAGGAAGAGGGUGGUGAUGUGGGGAUUGAUGAGAGAUUUGUUGGUGAGGAAGAGUGCGAGGUUUGUAGAGUUGAUGAUGAUGGUGAAGAAGAGAAGGUUGAGUUUGAUAGAGACUCAUUUUCGAGAUUGCUGAGGAGGGUGUCGUUGGCCGAGGCCAGGUUGUAUGCUCAAAUGUCGUAUUUGGGGAACUUGGCCUAUUCUAUUCCCAAUAUCAAGCCAGGAAAUCUCCUGAAAUAUCAUGGUUUGCGAUUGGUAACUUCGUCGAUAGAGAAGAAGGAAUUGGCUGCAAAAGCUGAGAAAAAUCAGUUGUCAGCUGAAACUCCAGAAGCAGAAAGGGAUGCAGAGGACGAGGUGGAAGUCAAGGAGCUGAAGAAUGAAGGAUAUCGAAUAAGUGCAUCUGUUGCAUACCAAAUUGCUGCCUCUGCUGCUUCGUAUCUACAUUCUCAUACAAGGAGCAUACUUCCAUUCAAAUCCUCAAAAACCAUGGCUGGUGAACAUUCACCUGAAGGAAGUAGUGGAACUGAUGACGAUUCUAAUAUGAUGAACUCAGAGAUGGCUUCUUUCAUGGCAACUACAGACUCGGUGACAGCUGUGGUUGCUGCAAAGGAGGAAGUGAAGCAGGCUGUUGCUGAUGGUUUGAACUCAACACGUUCAUCACCCUGUGAAUGGUUCGUAUGUGAUGAUGAUCAGAGUGAUGCACGAUUCUUUGUCAUUCAGGGGUCAGAAUCACUAUCUUCAUGGCAAGCAAAUUUACUCUUUGAACCUGUCAAAUUUGAGGGACUAGAUGUGCUUGUGCACAGAGGUAUUUAUGAGGCUGCAAAAGGGAUCUAUCAACAGAUGUUGCCCGAAGUGCGCGCACACCUAAAAUCUCGUGGAAACAAAGCAACCUUCCGUUUCACUGGCCAUUCUCUCGGGGGAAGCUUGGCUCUACUUGUGAAUCUCAUGUUGCUGAUACGGCAUGAAGUGCCAAUUUCUUCCUUACUUCCUGUUAUAACAUUUGGUUCACCAUCUAUCAUGUGUGGAGGUGACUGUCUCCUCCGUAAGCUUGGACUGCCUCAGAAUCAUGUUCAGGCAAUCACAAUGCACAGAGACAUUGUUCCCCGGGCCUUCUCUUGCAAUUAUCCGAAUCACGUUGCGGAGAUUCUCAAGGCUGUCAAUAGGAACUUCCGCAAUCAUCCUUGUCUCAAUAACCAGAAACUACUUUAUGCUCCAAUAGGUGAGCUUCUCAUUCUGCAGCCGGAUGAGAAAUUCUCUCCUAGCCAUAAGCUCCUUCCUUCAGGCAGUGGUCUAUAUCUUUUAAGCGGCUCAUUGUCAGAUACCAAUGAUGCAGAGAAGCAGCUUCGGGCUGCCCAAUUGGUGUUCCUUAACUCACCACACCCCCUUGAGAUCCUAAGUGACCGCUCUGCGUAUGGUUCCGAAGGAGCCAUCCAAAGAGAUCAUGACAUGAAUUCUUACAUGAAAUCUGUCAGGGGCGUGAUUCGCCAAGAGCUUAACCGCGUCAGGAAGGCCAGGAGAGAGCAGCGCCGCAAAGUUUGGUGGCCCCUUGUGGCACCGCGGGGCAUCAAUGCCGGUAUAGUUGUGGGGAGGUCCAUGAUAUCAAUCAACAUUAGCCAAGAUCAGUUCAACUUCUCUGGCAUCUUACAAACAGGGAGAGAGUCUUUGAAAAGGUUCAGUAGGCUGGUCGCAUCACAGCACAUGCAGUUGUUUUUGGUGCUCUUGUUCCCAGCUCGAUUGUUACUCUUAGGGGCAUACGGCAUGAUCAAUAUUCGUUGACCAGUCUAUCAUGAUUGGCGCACAUGAUUUCAUACCUUUUUGUUGGGAAUACUCAUAGUUGUACAGGUGGAGGGCAAUUGUUGGCAUGAUGGUUAGAUGAUUCUUUAUUCGUUAGGUUCCAAAAUUAGAAGAAAUUCAGGAUGCCCUUUUAUAGCUGGCAAAUACCCAAAUGGGCCAAAUGGUAUGUAAAGAAACAAUUAAUAUGAUUCAUUUACAAACGCAAUUACACAAUUAGUGGUGCGAUUAUGGUCAGAAAGACAAAGUUUUCCUUAAAAUUGGAUUAGAGAAAAUUCAUGUACUUAAUUAUAUUAAACUGUCAUUUGUCCUUAAAUUAUGUUAUGCAUUUUUAAUA
Messenger RNA from Corylus avellana, 2660 nucleotides. Its product is annotated as phospholipase A1 PLIP2, chloroplastic. Lineage: Eukaryota; Viridiplantae; Streptophyta; Magnoliopsida; Fagales; Betulaceae. The record is from RefSeq and is a predicted model, not a curated record. Gene Ontology annotation, molecular function: glycerophospholipid phospholipase A1 activity. Gene Ontology annotation, biological process: lipid metabolic process.